AUGGUUCAUGCUGUGGAAGGAUCAUACUGGGUCUACGCACCUACCAAGGGCGUUUCUGCCGCCUUUGCAAUUUUGUUCUCCAUUUCAGGGGCCCUGCAUGUGUGGCAGAACAAUCUCAAGUACAGAUCCUGGCGCAUCGGAUUCCUCCUUCCCUGGGCAGCGCUCCUGUUCAUCGCGGGGUUUGCGCUCAGAGAAUAUGGGGCUUAUCACUAUGACGACCUGGACGUAUUUAUCGCAAGUGCAGUCUUACUCUUUGUGGCACCUCCGGUCUAUAAUGGUGCAAACUAUUUCAUCUUUGGAAGAAUACUCUACUACUUGCCAUAUCUUUCCCCUCUGCAUCCGGGACGAGUGUGGACGACUUUUAUUGCACUCGACACAAUUGAUGGCAUCCUCGCAGGAAAUGGGGCGUCUAGAGCGGCCAACUCCAGCAACAGCAUAUCCAGCAUCAACACUGGUAUCAUCCUGGUCAAGGUCUCGCUCUUCUUAUUGCUCGGAAUGAUGCUAGCCUUCCUUUACCUCGCCAUGGUCUUCCACCGUCGAUGCCUCAAAGCUGGCGUCUUCAACCACAAGUGCAAGGUCAUUAUCUACGAGCUGUACGCGUCUUGCUUCUUCAUCCUCAUUCGCAAUACCUUCCGCACUGCGGCAUUUUUCUACCCUCCGAAUUCAGCCGCGAAUGGAGACGAGGUGCUCUUCUGGAUGCUUGAAGCGCUUCCCAUGCUGGCAAACACCUUCCUCUUGAAUAUAUUCCCCCCAGCCAAAUAUCUUCCGGCCAAUCACAAAAUAUACUUAGCCGUGGAUGGCAAAACCGAGAUUGAAGGGCCAGGGAUGGUGGACAAGAGACACUUCUUGCUUACCCUCUUUGAUCCCUUUGACAUUGGAGGCCUGAUUAGAGGUGAUGAUAACAAGAAUAAGUUCUGGGAGAGAGAUGGCAUCGGUGGACCACAAGAGUCGGUCUCCUCCACAGGCGAGCUGCGAACGAGGGAACACGUUGAGUGCGGGAUGAAGACUUCUGCACGCGAUCAUCAAGCACCUGAUUGA
This is a messenger RNA of Exophiala spinifera, 1038 nucleotides long. RefSeq lists its product as uncharacterized. The record is from RefSeq and is a predicted model, not a curated record. Gene Ontology annotation, cellular component: membrane. Lineage: Eukaryota; Fungi; Ascomycota; Eurotiomycetes; Chaetothyriales; Herpotrichiellaceae. The transcript is spliced from 2 exons. The coding region runs from base 1 to 1038 and encodes 345 amino acids.